Messenger RNA from Homalodisca vitripennis (glassy-winged sharpshooter), 645 nucleotides. RefSeq names its product accumulation-associated protein-like. Lineage: Eukaryota; Metazoa; Arthropoda; Insecta; Hemiptera; Cicadellidae. The coding region runs from base 92 to 484 and encodes 130 amino acids. The record is from RefSeq and is a predicted model, not a curated record. The transcript has 2 exons.
CACGGCGGGUGACAUUGAGAUAGCGUAUAUAUACGGCAGGGCCAGGGUCAGCGGACAUCACACCCCGGUCCGACACACAAGCUGCGACAUCAUGGCUCUCCUCAAGGUGUUCGUCUGUGUCCUCCUGGCGAGUGCAGCGCUGGGGCAGGAGGAAGACAACGGACAGUACCACCCCGAGUUGUAUGAGAAGCCUUACGAGGCAGAGGGCGCUGAGCCUGCGGAGCCUGCCGAAUCUCCUGAGCCUGCUGAACCUGCUGAGCCUGCAGAGCCUGCUGAGCCUGCAGAACCUGCUGAGACGCCUGAACCUGCAGAGAAUCCCGAGGUGACAGCAGCUGAUCCUCAAGUCCAAGCUCCUGUCGUACCCUCUUUCGCUGCCCUUCCCUACCCCCUCCUGUACUCUCAGCACGCGGUCCACCCCUUCCACUACACAGCUCAUCCUCAGUAUCUCGGAUACCCUGCUCCUUUCCCGGCUGUUGUCUUGUAGAGUGUUGAGCACUCGUUAGCACUUCUAAAGUACUUGUAAUAAAGUUCAAUACUUCACAAGCUGGAGAAUAGAUGUGUUUGUAAAUAGUAGUAGAUUUUGUAGCAAAAUUCAGAUUAUAUCUGUGAUACUAUAGGUAUAAAUAAAACUUUGUUUCAUACCUA